This is a messenger RNA of Quercus lobata, 2164 nucleotides long. Its product is annotated as probable protein phosphatase 2C 60. The coding region runs from base 712 to 1905 and encodes 397 amino acids. The transcript has 6 exons. Gene Ontology annotation, molecular function: protein serine/threonine phosphatase activity; cation binding. NCBI's taxonomy places the organism in Eukaryota, Viridiplantae, Streptophyta, Magnoliopsida, Fagales, Fagaceae. Gene Ontology annotation, biological process: protein dephosphorylation. The record is from RefSeq and is a predicted model, not a curated record.
UCUCUCUCUCUCUCUAGAACUCUAUAAGCUACAGUGUGUAUGGAGCCCAUAGCAACACCUCUGCUUUGCUGGCUUCAAGCUCUCCAUUGUUGGCCUUUUAUGGGGCUUGUCUGCUGAGAGAAAUAGAGAGAUAGAGAGAGGAAGUUUCAGUUGGGCCAAUCUUUUUAAACAUAUAGACCCUGGUUUUUUGACAAGUCCCAUUUCACUUGGUGCUGCUCUUUCUCAACUACUAUAUAUCAAUAUCAUCUUCCACACACCACUAGAAAAGAAUAGAAAAAGCAAAAACAACAAAAACCCACUUCUUGUUUUUGUUUUUAUUUUUUGUUCCUCUCUUUGAUUUGUUGGAUCCACAGAUCUAAUGCUUUGGCACAAAACCCACAUGAACUUUUCCUUGUUCAUUCCAGAUCCUCCUCUUGUUCAACUUUAGCACGCAGUAGCUUUCAGGAAACAGCCAGUUUAUUUGGGCUGUAAUUUUUCAAUGUGAAGGGGUAGACCUUCUGGAUUAUCAAGUGGCUGACCAAACACCUGUCUGAGAAAAAAGUUACUGAUUGAACAAGUAUUGAUUUUUAUGGUGUUUUGUUGUUGAUGCUGUUAUAGUGUAUGGUUAUUGGUGUGGAGUUGAGGAAAAGAUAAUUCACAAUUGGGAAUUUUGGGUUAGAGUGGUUUUUGAUGGUGAUGAGAAUUUGGAGGGUUGUUUGGAUGAGAUGAGGGAUGUUAUCGGAGUUGAUGAACUUUCUCAGGGCCUGUUUUCGGCCCAGGUCCAAUCGAUAUGUUCAUACAGGUUCAGAUGCAGGGGGUCGCCAAGAAGGGUUGUUGUGGUAUAAAGACAGUGGACAGCACUUGAAUGGUGACUUCUCUAUGGCUGUAGUCCAAGCCAACAAUUUGCUUGAGGACCAGAGCCAGAUUGAGUCAGGCAGUUUGAGUUUGAACGAGACCGGCCCCUUUGGCACCUUUAUUGGAGUCUAUGACGGGCACGGGGGGCCUGAGACGUCACGCUAUGUCAAUAAUCACCUGUUUCAACAUCUCAAGAGGUUUACUGCAGAGCAACAAUCGAUGUCAGUGGAUGUAGUAAGGAAAGCAUAUCAAGCAACAGAAGAUGGGUUCAUGUCUCUUGUUACCAAACAAUGGCCAUUGAAACCGCAGAUUGCAGCAGUUGGGUCAUGCUGUCUUGUUGGUGUUAUUUGUAAUGGAACCCUCUACAUUGCCAACCUUGGUGAUUCCCGUGCUGUCCUGGGAAGAGUUAUGAAAGCAACAGGGGAGGUUCUAGCCAUCCAAUUGUCAGCAGAGCACAAUGUAUGUAUAGAGUCUGUCAGACAAGAGUUGCAUUCUUUACAUCCUGAGGACCCACAGAUUGUAGUUUUGAAGCAUAAUGUAUGGCGUGUAAAGGGCCUUAUACAGAUUUCUAGAUCUAUUGGUGAUGUGUAUUUAAAAAAGGCUGAGUUCAACAGGGAGCCUUUAUAUGCUAAGUUUCGCCUUCGUGAACCUUUUAAAAAGCCAAUACUAAGCGCUGAACCAACAAUUUCUGUGCAUCAAUUGCAACCCCAUGAUCAAUUUAUUAUAUUUGCAUCUGAUGGGCUUUGGGAGCACCUUACCAAUCAGGAAGCUGUUGACAUGGUUCAAAAUCAUCCACACAGCGGAAGUGCUAGAAGGCUGAUAAAAGCUGCUUUGCAAGAAGCAGCAAAGAAGAGAGAAAUGAGAUAUUCGGACUUGAAGAAGAUAGACCGUGGGGUCCGUCGCCAUUUCCACGAUGACAUUACAGUGAUUGUUGUAUUUCUUGACUCAAAUCUCGUGAGCAGGGCUAGCUCAGUCAAGUCCCCGAGUAUAUCCGUGAAGGGGGGUGGAAUAAACCUGCCUCAUAACACACUUGCUCCUCUUACUACGCCAAUGGAAGCUGGCAGUACCUAAUUAAGCUUUAUCUCAUAUUUGUCUGUUGUAUUAUUCUCUAUGUGAAUACCAGGUAGCUUCCGGAAGAGAUCAGAGGAGCAGGCCUUCUUCAAUUCUUUAGUGUAAACUGUAACUUUUAACUCGAAACUAAUACUUGCAUUUAGCUCUUGUGCCAAAAGUUAAAAGAAACUGGAGAAAGAGAACUUAAUAGGCGACAGUUAUUAUAGUUAUUUCCUCGGCACAGUUCUUACCCUCUAUUAAUUUUUUUCCCCUUACUCCA